GUUCUCAGAGAGAGAGAGAGAGAGAGAGAGAGAGAGAGAGAGAGAGUCCCAGUACAAGUCUGGAGACGUUUGUCUAAGACUCUGUAUUCCACAAAGAACAGAAAGAGACGGAGACGGAGAGGGAGAGAUUCUGUAUCUCAGUCAUGAAGUCCUGCACAUGGAUCGGCUCUCUGACGUUCCUGCUGUACGUUUGUCCUUCAUACGCGUCACACAGGCAAAGCAGACAAGUAACUGUCGGAAAUCUACAAGGAGUGUGUCGCUAUGGUAACCGGCUGGAGUGCUGCUACGGGUGGAAGAAAAAUACAAAAGGCCAGUGUGAAGCCCAGUGUGAGUUCGGGUGUAGGCACGGAGAGUGUGUCAGCCCGAACAAGUGCAAGUGUUUUCCGGGAUACACGGGCAAGACAUGUAGUCAAGAUUUAAACGAAUGUGGGUUGAAGCCUCGGCCCUGCGAGCAUCGCUGCAUGAACACCUUCGGGAGCUACAUGUGCUACUGCCUCAACGGCUACAUGCUAAUGCCUGAUGGGUCCUGUGCAAACUCGAGGACGUGCGUCAUGGCUCACUGUCAGUACGGCUGUGAGGAGGUCCAGGGGGAAAUCCGCUGCCUCUGUCCCUCAACUGGUUUACAGCUCAGCUCAGAUGGAAAGACGUGCGUUGAUAUUGAUGAAUGUGUAACAGGAAAGCACCAGUGUCCCUACAACCGCGAGUGUGCCAACACCUUCGGGAGCUACUACUGCAAGUGCCAAGUGGGUUACGAUCUAAAGUACAUCAAUGGAAAAUACGACUGCAUAGAUAUGAAUGAGUGCCUCGCCAACACUCACAAAUGUAGCCGUUAUGCAGAGUGUAUAAACACUAAGGGAUCGUACAAGUGCAAAUGCAAGCAGGGCUUCCGUGGCACGGGGUUCGAGUGUUCAGCAAAGCCCUUUUACUCCAGCAGCUCAUGGGACGCUGAGAGAGGCAGCGCAGACCGGCUUCUCAACGCGAUCCCAGAAUUCCCAUCAAAGCCGCGCAUCCUUGGCGGGAAAUUUGAUAACGCUAUCCCGGAGCCUGGAGCCACCGAAUCCUCCAGACUGCACCUACAGCCAUUCGAUUACGAUGGAGACGUUUACAUCGGGACAGGACAGGAAGUGACGCCGCUAAUAACGACCAGAGAGAAAAAGGAGGAAGAGGAGGAGGACGAAGGUAACGGAGUGGACAGUGAGAGACUGAACACCAGGGGAGAUGUGUUCUAUCCUGACGAGGUCUACAGCCGAGGAACAGAGUUUAAGGAGAUCCACGCAGCUCCUCUACAGGAACGAUUCCUCACAGACUGUAACUUUGACUCGGGGGAGUGUGAGUGGGUUCAGGAUCAGGACGACGAUCUGGACUGGAGCGUCCGCUACCACGAAGACGGGCUGCAGUACUACAUGGCGCUCAGUGGGAGCGCGGGUCAGUGGAGGGCGCAGGCCAGGCUGAAGCUCCUCCUCGCCGACGCCGUUCGUCAGGGCCCCUUCUGUCUGAGGUUCAGCCACAGGGCGGCGCUGUCGGGCACGCUACGCGUGAUAGCGGAUGGUGGACAAGCCCAGAGCGUCCUGUGGGAGCAGAGACACGGCCUGGACGACGGUUGGCACACGGAGAACGUAGACGUGGACUGGAGCGACAAAGCUCCUGAGGCGAUCGUGUUUGAGGGAUCGCGGGGAAGACUGGCACACGGAGAACUCGGGCUGGACAACGUGCUGCUGAUCUCAGGGAGAUGCCAUGAGGCUGAAGACCAGCUGUUUUAGAGAAACGUUCUUCAGCAAACAGAGUCUUGAAGAUUAAAUAUUUUUACUUCUUAAACAAAAGGCUGAUGGAAGUAACAAAUAUUAGCAACUAAAUAUUUUUAUAUAUAAUAAAGGCGAAGGUGAUGGAGAUGUGAUUCCUGCAUCAACAACGUGAGAAAGCUGUGAGAGGUUCAGUGCCACUUGUUGUGCUUUCAUUUUCUCAAAAAAUAAAUAAAUAAAUAUAUAAAUUGAGUUUCUUUAAAAAUUUUUAAUUAAAGCAUUCUGUGAAAAUUUUUCCGAAAAAAAUAUAUAAGUCUGUAGUGUCCGUAACCAUGUCACAUUCAUGUUGCAGUAUCUUAACAAUGUUGCAUUUUAUAAUAAUACAUGUUUUGAUAUUUAUGUCUUUUCAUGUGAAAUCUAAACUGGCCGAGUUUCAUCUGAAUGACAGUUAAGAUCAUUAAAAUAUUUAAAUAAAAAAGUAACAGACACUAAAACAUAAAAGAGCAUGAAACUGUAUUUAGCAAAUGUUUCUUUUUAUCUGAUAAGAAUGUGUGUAUGAAUAUUUACAAUAAACAUCAGGAUCAGGAGAUACCUGGAGGAGUGAUAAGUAUGAUUCUGUAAAAUGGUGUUUAUAUGAUCUGAAGAUUCCAACAAUUUUAGCACCGACAUGGUGUUUUGGAGGACGUGUGGAUGCAGAGAGGGAACAAUAUACUCAGAGC
Molecule: messenger RNA, 2458 nt
Organism: Clarias gariepinus (North African catfish)
Lineage: Eukaryota; Metazoa; Chordata; Actinopteri; Siluriformes; Clariidae
Product: epidermal growth factor-like protein 6
Exons: 13
Coding region: 144-1760 (538 amino acids)
Cellular component (GO): membrane
Molecular function (GO): calcium ion binding
Source: RefSeq, a predicted model, not a curated record